Dunckerocampus dactyliophorus (ringed pipefish) is the source of this 3047-nucleotide messenger RNA. RefSeq names its product discoidin, CUB and LCCL domain containing 2 (gene dcbld2). The transcript is spliced from 15 exons. NCBI's taxonomy places the organism in Eukaryota, Metazoa, Chordata, Actinopteri, Syngnathiformes, Syngnathidae. The record is from RefSeq and is a predicted model, not a curated record. Bases 253 to 2337 code for a protein of 694 amino acids.
ACUUGCAGGGGUGUCGGCAGCCCGCGUGGGGAGGAGCUUAAUUGGAGGAAGUAGCCCACUCAACAAGCAACUUACCUCCAUAAUAGUGAGUAAAUCACUGGAUCUUGAGGCCAAAUAACAUCCACUAUCGAGGAGGGGUCGAAACCACCCUCGGAUCCGCUGUGGUGGACCUCCAUAUCAGCCGUUCGGUGCAGCUCGAAGCGGCGCGGCCGGUUCGGAAGCGAGCAGUAUGCAUUUGGACUGCAGACUGCUAUGGAAGGAGCGGUAAUGGUGGGCAGGGGGCCGACAGGGGCUGAGGUUCUCGUCCUGUCGAUCCUCGUCAUCACCCUCACCACGGAAGGCUGCUGGGCACAGAAAGGUGAUGGCUGUGGCCCCACAGUGCUGGGCCCCAGCAGCGGGACUCUCUCCUCCCUGGGUUAUCCAGCGACAUACCCCAACAACACGGUGUGCGAAUGGGAGAUCAGCGUGCCCCCAGGCAAGAGGGUCCACUUUUGCUUCGCCGAGCUGGACAUCGAGGACCGCGACUGCCAGGUCAACUACCUCCGCCUGUACAACGGCAUCGGACCUGACAGGAGCGAGAUCGCGAAAUACUGCGGCUUGAACAUGAAGCUGGACGAACUCAUCGAGUCAACCGGAAAUCAGGUCACCGUUCAGUUCAUGAGCGGGACGCAUCACACUGGACGGGGCUUCUACCUGUCCUACUCCACCACCGAGCACACAGAUCUCAUCACCUGCCUGCACAAAGGUAGUGAUUUCCCCGAGGCUGAGUUUAGCAAAUACUGUCCGGCUGGAUGUUUGACGUCUACGGGGGAGAUUUCUGGAACGAUACCAAAUGGAUACAGAGAGUCGUCUCCUCUGUGUUUGGCUGCCGUCCAUGCGGGAGUCGUGUCCAACGCUGUGGGCGGUAGGAUCAGCGUGGUGAGCAGCAAGGGCAUCCCGCUGUACGAGGGCACACUGGCGAACAAUGUCAUGUCCACUGGAGGAACCCUGUCAAACAGUCUCUUCACCUUCAGGACGAACGGCUGUUAUGGAACUCUGGGGUUAGAGUCGGGCGGCGUAGCAGACAUUCAGAUCUCCGCCUCAUCUGUGUGGGAGUGGAAGAACAUGGCCGGCCAGCACAGCGUGUGGGCGCCGUCUGGGGCGCGUCUAAAAAAGGCGGGCCUGCCUUGGGCGCCCUCACGCUGCGACCAACACCAAUGGCUGCAGGUGGACCUGAAGAGACAGAAAAGGAUCACUGGCAUCAUCACCACAGGCUCCACGCUGAGGGAGUACCAGUACUACAUUUCGACAUACCGUGUCCUUUACAGUCAGGACGGCCAGCAGUGGCUCUGCUACAAGGAGGCCAACUCCACCCAAGACAUGGUUUUCAAAGGCAACAUCAACUACCUGCACGAGGUGAGGAAUAAUUUCAUCCCCCCCAUGGAGGCGCGUUACGUGAGGAUCAACCCAACACAGUGGCACCAGAGGAUCGCCAUCAAAUUGGAGCUGCUCGGAUGCCAAGUGCCUACAGCCAGGAGGGCGAUGGAGCCCAGGAUGUUCCCGCCUCCCCGCCUCACCCCUUCUCGCCCAGCGACCACAAAACGUCCACGUAUGAUCGGCAAGACCACCCCACCUCCGGACAUUAGAAACACAACCAUGCCUCUCCACACCAACAAAGAUGUGGCCCUGGCUGCCGUCCUGGUGCCCGUUUUGGUCAUGGUGGUGACUGCACUCAUUCUGCUUGCGGUCUGUGCUUGGCACUGCAGGAGCCGGAAGAAAAGCUCUGAAGGAACAUAUGAUCUUCCUCACUGGAAUCGCACUGACUGGUGGAAAAGUAUGAAGCAGCUGCUGCCAGCCAAGAUGGUGGAUGCGGAUGAUUCGGUCCGCUACUGCAGCAGCGAGGUUGGUCGGAUGGCGGCAAGAGGCGCCGUUUCACGAAUACACGCAGAACCAGCAGAGUACGCCCAGCCCCUGGUGAGCGGCGUAACAACAUUGGGUGCACGGUCCACCUUUAAACCAGAUGAGGGUCCCGACCCGGGAUACAGCGACCCUGACCUCUAUGAUGCCCCCAUCUCACCGGAUGUGUACCACGCUUACGCCGAGCCCCUGCCGGCCACAGGGGCAGAGUACGCCACACCCAUUGUGGUGGAUAUGGGGUGCCACCCAUCUGGGGUCCAACCCUCCACAGGGGGCAGUUUCGCAGGCGGGCCCACCCAGCUACCGGCACAGACAGACAGCUGCCAGUCGGGGAGGUCAGCAUACGACACGCCCAAAAACGCUGCUGCCGGGCAGGAUGCGCCCACCGGGGACAUAACCUAUCAGGUGCCUCAGGGGGCGGAGCUGAAGAGGGGGCGCUAACAAACACUACCUAAGUGAUGUCCCUGCCGUGGAUUUGCUUGUGCUGAGGUGCCCAUUCCAGUCAGAUCACUGAAACCACAGAGAUGAAUGUUUGGGCCUCGUAGGUGGACAUCGAGGCAGGAGCAUAGAAAACAACAAGCGUGAAGACUACUGUUUGAUUUUUUUUUUUAACCCUUUUUCCCCAUCUGUGAUUCUGUGAAGCUGUGAUUUUCUGUUACAAACGUAGAUGUGAUGAUUGAAUAAUUGCAGACACGCACACACUGACGUCCUUGUUAGUAAUCCACGGUACGCGUUGUCUUACGUCUUAACUUGAAAUAGUGUACAGUUCUUGAAAUUGCAUCACUGCAAAACCUCUUAAUAGGAUUCCCCCGCUAUUUAUUUUUGAAUUCACAUCCUGCUGAUGAGGAGAUGGCGUCAACCAACCACCCCCUUAAGGGGCACCAGGAGGCUCCCUCCCCCCAGCCUGCAGACCAAAUGUUGCCUUUUUGUAUCCCCAGAAUGAACAUUUUAAGUCUUACAAAGCAAACUUUUUUUUAAGACAGUGGAAUGUUCUAGUAAAACAAAAAGGUACUGUGCUAAAAUCACUUGCUUGUAUUUCUGCCUGUGUGUUUGUUGUUUUGUGGGAGUGGCUUAUCAUUGUUGUACUUGUUUAUAUUAUAUAUUGUCUGGCGCGCCGGUGGUGGUCAUUAAAGAGAAUUUGUCACUUUUGA